AUGGCACCGUUCGAGGCUCUAUAUAGUAGGAGAUGUAGAUCUCUCAAGGGGUGGUUCGCGAUUGGGGAAGCAGAGUUGAUAGGUCCAGACAUGAUGCAUCAGGCUAUUGAGAAGGUUAGGGUCAUUAAGGAACGGUUAAAAACUGCCCAGAGCCGUCAAAAGUCCUAUUCGGAUAUACGUCACAGGGAUUUGGAGUUCAAAGAGGAUGAUUGGAUAUUCUUGAAGGUUUCCACCGUGAAGUGUAUAAUGCGGUUGGGCAAGAAAGUAGUUGGAGACCCGGAACUCAUUGUUUCGGUUGAGACUAUUGAAGUUAAUAAAGAAUUGACUUUUGAAGAAAUUCCAGUUGCCAUACUUGAUAGGCAACUAGAAAUAAAGAGAUUGCCUCCGUGA
Molecule: messenger RNA, 390 nt
Organism: Nicotiana attenuata
Lineage: Eukaryota; Viridiplantae; Streptophyta; Magnoliopsida; Solanales; Solanaceae
Exons: 2
Coding region: 1-390 (129 amino acids)
Source: RefSeq, a predicted model, not a curated record